AUUUCAACCAAUUUCUCCACUAAAAUUUUGGAUCUGAACAUUGAAAACUCUUGUUCAUAUUAUCUUUGGAUAUGGCCUGUGAAACCAAGUUAUGGUUAGUGGGUGUUUUUCUCUUGAUCGCAACGUACAUGCAACGACAUUGCGUUGUUGCAGGUGAUCCCCAAGUACCUGGUUUUUUCAUCUUUGGAGACUCUCUGUCAGAUUGUGGAAACAACAACGAUCUAAAAACUGACGCUAAAGCUAAUCACCCACCUUAUGGGGUUGAUUUCCCAAAUGGCCCCACUGGAAGAUUUACCAACGGUCGUACUACCGUUGACGUACUCGCGGAGCUUUUGGGAUUCGACGCAUAUAUGCCCCCCUUUGCAAAUACGAGUGGUUCAGACAUACUGAAAGGCGUAAAUUAUGCAUCAGCUGCAUCAGGGAUUCUCAACGAGACAGGAACACAUUGGGGUGAGCAUAUUCCGUUAAACAAGCAGGUGGAAAACCACAAAGCCAUAGUUUCCCAGAUCAACAAGAAACUUACGAGUUCUGAGAAAGCGAAAGAACAUCUAAACAAGUGCUUAUAUUAUGUUAAUAUAGGCAGCAAUGAUUACAUAAACAACUACUUCCUGAAAGAGCAUUACGAUUCAAGUAAAAAAUUUUCUCCUGACCAGUAUGCCAAGGUCCUUGUCAAGGAAUACUCAAAGAAUUUAAAGGAAUUGCAUUCAGUUGGAGCAAGGAAGUUUGCUUUGAUUGGAAUAGUCCCCUUAGGAUGUGUUCCAGCAGAAAUUUCUGCACGUGCAAAACCUGGAUUUCCAUGUGUUAAAGAGGAAAAUGAUGCAGUGAUACCUUUCAAUGACAAACUUAAAUCAUUAGUUGAUCGUUUCAAUAAAGAAUUCCCUGAUUCUAAAUUUAUCCUUAUUAACACUGCUGAGGCGUUGUCAACCGGACCGACUAAAGACGUCGUACAAGUGAUCGGUACUGACGUAUGCUGCAAAGUUGGGUCGAAUGGGCUGUGUGUCCCGAAUAAGAAGGCAUGCAAGAGCAGAAAUGAAAAGCCAUUUUUUGAUUCAUAUCAUUCUAUUGAGCUUGUCUAUAAAGCCGAUGCAGAAACUGCUUAUCACGCUCCAACUACCAAAGUUGCAUACCCAAUGGACAUUAGUCACCUUGUCAAGUUAUAAAGA
Vigna unguiculata (cowpea) is the source of this 1163-nucleotide messenger RNA. Its product is annotated as GDSL esterase/lipase At1g29670-like. The record is from RefSeq and is a predicted model, not a curated record. Gene Ontology annotation, molecular function: hydrolase activity, acting on ester bonds. Lineage: Eukaryota; Viridiplantae; Streptophyta; Magnoliopsida; Fabales; Fabaceae.